Molecule: messenger RNA, 6162 nt
Organism: Jaculus jaculus (lesser Egyptian jerboa)
Lineage: Eukaryota; Metazoa; Chordata; Mammalia; Rodentia; Dipodidae
Gene: Magi1
Product: membrane associated guanylate kinase, WW and PDZ domain containing 1
Exons: 23
Coding region: 561-4289 (1242 amino acids)
Biological process (GO): signal transduction
Cellular component (GO): cytoplasm
Molecular function (GO): protein binding
Source: RefSeq, a predicted model, not a curated record
CAAAACAAGCCGAGCCUUUGUAUCUGCUUAAAGGGGCCGCGGGCACUUUCCUGCGGGUCCCCCUCUAUCCCCUCCCGUCGGUCUCCCGGGGACUCCCGGACUCUGGGAAAGGGUGUCCAAGAGGAACAACUCGCCGGGCGCCGAGAGGCUCACAGGAGACGAGGAAGAAAGCAGAGGUAGCCCGUAGCAGCUCCCGCGGACUCAGUGGACGACUGUGAUCCCCUGGAGACCUGGACCCUGGGAUGCCCACCGGGCUCGCGGGCGCGCGCGCGGGGCUCGCCAUGGAGCCCGGAAAGUUACUUGCUUGAGGAUGGAUCGAGUGUGUGUCCGGGGAGGGGUGGACCGAGCCCAGCUUGGCCAAGUUUCUCUCUUCCCGCUCGUUCGGUUGAAUUCUCUAUGCACAUAUAUCUUAUUAUCUUCUGAGAUGUUUCUCCCAUGAGCCAGCGGAGGCUUGGGGGCUCGUGCUGUGGGGGGACACCACCUGUCUCUCAUUUCAUUAUUUUUAUUUUUUGGAGAAGGAGAAGGAGGAGGAGGAGGAGAAAGAGGGGUGUCAGUUCAUCAUGUCGAAAGUGAUCCAGAAAAAGAAUCACUGGACCGGCCGGGUUCACGAAUGCACCGUGAAGCGGGGACCCCAGGGAGAACUCGGGGUGACGGUGCUCGGGGGCGCGGAAAAUGGGGAGUUCGCGUAUGUCGGAGCGGUGGCGGAGGCGACGGCGGGGCUUCCCGGUGGUGGAGGUGGCGAGGGCCCGAAGCUGGUGGAAGGGGAGCUGCUGCUGGAGGUGCAGGGGAUCCGGGUGUCCGGCCUGCCCCGCUACGACGUGCUGGCCGUCGUCGACAGCGGCAAGGAGGCCGUCACCUUCAAGGCCGUCAGACCAGGAGGAAGGCUCAACAGAGACCUGCGACACUUUCUCAACCAGAGGUUCCAGAAAGGGUCUCCUGAUCAUGAGCUGCAGCAAACCAUAAGGGACAACCUCUACCGCCACGCUGUGCCUUGCACAACCCGCUCUCCCAGAGAAGGAGAAGUGCCCGGGGUGGAUUACAGCUUCCUGACUGUGAAGGAGUUCUUGGACCUCGAGCAGAGUGGGACUCUCCUGGAAGUCGGCACCUAUGAAGGAAACUAUUAUGGGACACCCAAACCUCCCAGCCAGCCGGUCAGUGGGAAAGUGAUUACAGCGGGUGCCUUGCACAGCCUUCAGUCUGGCUCCAAGCAGUCGACGCCGAAGAGGACCAAGUCCUACAAUGAUAUGCAAAAUGCUGGCAUAGUGCAGGCAGGAAACGAGGAGGAGGAGGAUGUGCCUGAAAUGAACAGUAGCUUCACAGCCGAUUCGGGAGACCAGGACGAGCACAUUCUCCAAGAAGCAUCACUCCCACCCGUGAGCAGCAGCAUCCUCGCGGCUCCCAUCACGGACCCUUCUCAGAAGCUCCCUCAGUACCUACCUCUUUCUGCAGAGGAUAAUCUCGGUCCUCUACCUGAGAACUGGGAGAUGGCCUAUACCGAAAAUGGAGAAGUCUAUUUCAUAGACCAUAACACAAAAACGACAUCAUGGUUAGACCCUCGGUGCCUGAGCAAACAGCAGAAGCCUCUGGAAGAGUGUGAAGAUGAUGAAGGGGUACACACGGAGGAACUGGACAGUGAACUAGAGCUGCCUGCUGGUUGGGAAAAGAUUGAAGACCCCGUCUAUGGUGUCUACUAUGUAGACCACAUCAACAGGAAGACACAAUAUGAGAACCCGGUGCUGGAAGCCAAGCGGAAGAAGCAGCUGGAGCAGCCGCCACCGCCGCCAGAAGAAUGGACGGAAGACCAUCCCUCCCUUGUGACUCCUAGCGUUCCCUCCCACCCCCCGAGCAAUCCGGAGCCAGCGAAGGAAGUCCCACUUCAGGGGAAGCCCUUCUUCACACGGAACCCCUCCGAGCUGAAAGGCAAGUUCAUCCACACGGAGCUGCGGAAAAGCAGCCGUGGCUUUGGCUUCACGGUGGUUGGAGGUGAUGAACCUGACGAGUUUCUCCAGAUCAAGAGCCUCGUCCUCGAUGGGCCUGCUGCGCUGGACGGCAAGAUGGAGACGGGGGAUGUAAUUGUCAGCGUGAAUGACACCUGUGUCUUGGGACACACCCAUGCGCAAGUUGUGAAAAUAUUCCAGUCCAUCCCCAUCGGCGCCAGUGUCGACCUUGAACUCUGCAGAGGUUACCCGUUGCCUUUUGACCCAGAUGACCCCAACACAAGUUUAGUGACUUCGGUGGCCAUUUUGGACAAAGAACCAAUCAUUGUAAAUGGACAAGAGACCUAUGAUUCACCUGCGAGCCACGGUAGUAAAACAGGCAAGCUGAGCAGCGUGAAGGACGCCCGGCCAAGCAGCCCCGCGGACGUGGCUUCCAACAGCUCCCACAGUUACCCCAACGACACGGUCUCUUUGGCUUCCUCCAUAGCCACUCAGCCAGAACUCAUCACCGUCCACAUAGUCAAAGGGCCCAUGGGCUUUGGUUUUACAAUCGCCGACAGUCCCGGGGGAGGUGGCCAGAGAGUGAAGCAGAUCGUCGACAGUCCCCGCUGUCGAGGUCUUAAGGAGGGAGAUCUCAUCGUGGAAGUGAAUAAGAGGAAUGUACAGGCGCUCACACACAAUCAAGUGGUGGACAUGCUGAUCGAGUGCCCCAAGGGCAGUGAGGUCACGCUGCUGGUACAACGAGGAGGACUGCCAGUUCCAAAGAAGAGCCCAAAGUCGCAACCCCUGGAGAGGAAAGACAGCCAGAACAGCUCCCAGCACAGCGUUUCCAGCCACCGGAGCCUGCACACGGCAUCCCCGAGUCACAGCACGCAGGGCCUCCCGGAGUUCCCACCCACAGAGGCCCCCACUCCCGACCAGCCUGACAGCUCUGGGCAGAAAAAACCAGAUCCUUUUAAAAUCUGGGCCCAGUCCAGGAGCAUGUAUGAAAACCGACCCACGUCACCUUCGCCUGCAUCUGGAUUGAGCAAGGGUGAAAGAGAGCGAGAAAUCAAUUCCACGAAUUUUGGAGAAUGUCAGAUUCCAGAUUACCAGGAGCAAGACAUUUUCCUCUGGAGGAAAGAGACGGGAUUUGGAUUUAGGAUUCUGGGUGGAAAUGAGCCAGGAGAGCCUAUUUAUAUCGGUCACAUCGUACCACUGGGUGCCGCUGACAUAGAUGGCCGCCUGAGGUCUGGCGAUGAAUUAAUCUGUGUGGAUGGGACACCAGUCAUUGGAAAAUCACACCAGCUUGUGGUCCAGCUGAUGCAACAAGCUGCCAAGCAAGGCCACGUCAACCUCACUGUGCGGCGCAAAGUGGUGUUUGCUGCGCCCCGGGCCGAGCCCGAGGUGCCCUCGCCGGCCUCGUCGCACCACAGCAGCACGCAGCCCGCGUCGCUGGCCGAGGGCAAGCGCACGCCGCAGGGCAGCCAGAACUCGCUGAACACCGUGAGCUCGGGCAGCGGCAGCACCAGCGGCAUCGGCUCGGGCGGCGGCGGCGGCAGCGGCGUGGGGAGCGCGCUGCAGCCCUACGACGUGGAGAUCCGGCGCGGCGAGAGCGAGGGCUUCGGCUUCGUCAUCGUGUCCUCGGUGAGCCGGCCCGAGGCGGGCACGACCUUCGCAGGCAAUGCAUGUGUAGCUAUGCCUCACAAAAUAGGUCGGAUUAUUGAGGGAAGCCCUGCUGACCGCUGUGGCAAGCUGAAAGUAGGAGACCGGAUCUUGGCAGUCAAUGGAUGCUCCAUCACCAACAAAUCCCAUUCAGACAUUGUCAACCUAAUCAAGGAAGCGGGAAACACGGUUGCCCUCCGCAUCAUUCCUGGGGAUGAAUCCUCAAAUGCCACCUUGUUGACCAAUGCUGAGAAGAUUGCUACCAUCACCACCACACAUGCGCCCUCCUCUCAGCAGGGGCCCCAAGAGACCAGGAACACCUCCAAACCUAAGCCCGAGUCUCAGUUCGAAUUCAAAGCACCCCAGGCAACACAGGAGCAAGACUUUUAUACUGUGGAACUGGAAAGAGGAGCCAAGGGAUUUGGCUUCAGUCUUCGAGGGGGUCGAGAAUAUAACAUGGACCUCUAUGUUCUGCGCUUAGCAGAGGGUGGUCCUGCAGAAAGGUGUGGAAAGAUGAGGAUUGGAGAUGAAAUUUUAGAGAUCAAUGGUGAGACCACCAAAAACAUGAAGCACUCUCGGGCCAUCGAACUGAUUAAGAAUGGUGGCCGCAGAGUUCGUCUAUUUCUGAGGCGAGGAGAUGGCUCGGUCCCAGAAUAUGGUGGGUCAAACUAUGAAAACAUUCCUUCCUUCCCUGGCAUGACUCCAUGAAUUUGUAUCCAGAACGGCAGCGGGAAAGUCUUUUGUUCCCCCCAUUCACCAGUGUCUUACCAGCCUCUCGCACCAUGUGAUUAUUUGCCUCGCUUGUUCUGAAAUCUCAACACAUUUCAUCCUUUUGCUUGCUUAUGUGGACUGGGGCAUGGUCUGAAAACAAGAUCUUGAUAGCCCCCUUUCUGAUAAUCAGAGAGAACAUUUUGUCUAGUCCGACCAAGGGCGAAGGAAUGUUCAUUUGAACUGUGCCAAACUGUUUCUCAGAUCCGAUUGUUAGCACAAAAUGACUGUCUACUCCUACAAAACAGGAAAGCAGGUCUCCUGAGUGAUAUGUUGAGGCACAAUAUAUAUAUUUUUUUCUUUUUUUGUUACUGGACGGUUACUUAAGAGGCGUGAAAUGUUGAGAUGUUGGGGGCUUUGCUCACUUUCUUUGUGCUCUGUAUGAUGGUAUUUAUCCACCCCCAACUAAAUCAGACCACCUGAGCCCACUACUAUCAAAAAAAAGCAACAAAUAUUGUUGAUCUAUUAGCCAUAUGUUUUUAAAUGAUAAAGGAUGAAAUUGAUCCCCAGUGCUCAUCAUGAGGGAAACAUGUUACUAUACCUUUCCUGUGAGGAAAGCCAGGUUAUACAUAGAGUUCCUCUGUCAUAUCUUUGGACAUGAUUUGAGUAGACAGCAAUGAUCUUUACCUAGCAUAGUGUUCUGAUGGCAAAAUAUUGUAUAUUGUAAUAAUUAUGUCCUAUUUAUUUGAGAUUGUUUAAAUUUUAAAAAGAAAAAAAAAGAAAGCUAUGCCCUAGAUGUAGGGCUUUUUUUUCCCAACCAAAGGUCUACAAAAGUUUCUAUAGAAACUGUGAUCAAAUGGUCCCCAUAUACAUUGGUCCCCUUUAUUCGGGAUUUAUCUGUUACCACCCUCUUUUCUGAAGGUCUCUCUGCACAUUUCCCAGUUACUUGUUGGAUGUGAUGAGAUGCUUAAUUCAGGCACAGCUCGAGGAGGGGAAUAGCUCCUUCCGAGAGCAGCCUUCCCUGGUGUUGGACAUUGAACAGGUAUACAGUAUGAGGGGUCCAAGGUAAGGGAGGAGUGAGUGUCAGAGUAGGACCCUUCAGAUAUGGCCAAACAGGAGGAGGGGGACAUUCAUGACAACAUCAGUUGCCAUGGCUGCACACUGUACUAACCGUCUGACCGUUAGGUGUACUGAUGCCACUGAAACUGUGUAACGUUGUCUCCCUUUCUGUCUUCCCUAUGCUUCUGUCGGAUGUGAGAUUUCAUUUGAGAGUCAUCGUCAGUAACCUGUGUAUCUUCUCCAAACCUAUCUGUUGCACUGAGGAUGAAAAUCCAACACUUAACAAAUGUUCUUUGGGCUAAAAAUAAAGAUGGUGUCAAUACACGGUUUUCCAAGAAGGGUGGGACAUGCCAGGGUGUGCUGCUGUAACGUCUCCAUGCGUCAUUUGGACUAAAUCUCUCUAAUUCUACUGAUUAGAGUCACAAAUGGGUUAAAAAAUAAUGUUAAGUUCCAAUAUUUUUCUGACUUGACUGGAACCUGCUUCUCUGUGAGGCUAUUUUUGUAAUGAGUUUUUUGUACUUAAUUUAACUGCCGUGGGGGUGGGGGGCAGGGAGGGUAUCUGGUUCCUCUGUCGCUUAUUGUUAAUGCUCUCCUAUGCCAGCCUGUCAUUGUUCCAGUUGUUUGAAAAAAAAAAAACACCACAAAACAAGAAAAAAAUAACACACAAAAGGAUGCAUCCAUUGUCUGGGUUUUUAAGUCAUCUCAUGGCUGUCCAAAAACAUCACUGUUCCAACUGCAGUCUCUGCAGCCUUCUGAGCAUUGCCUUAGACUGUCUGACUGGACGAAUAAACUCUGCCCGAUAUUAACAAAUGCA